UAAUAAGUAUAUUUGCGCGAGUAAUGUAAAACAAUCGUAAUUAAAACCUUUCAAAUCACGUCUUUAGUAAUAAGUACCAAAUAAACGUUUACAUUAUUAGAGUUUUACUUCCCUUAGCUAUAAGCUCAUACAUAUAUUUGUUAGCUCUAAACGGCUCAACACCCAUGUAAAUAAUAAGCUUAGAUUAUUGCUAUCUCUAUCUGAUUUGCUUUCCUUUUCUAUAACUAUCUCUGUCUUACUCAUAAGUCUAUCCCUUUCACUUCGUUGUAUAAUGCUCUAAUAAACGUAAGAGAAUGCGAGCGCUUCGAAGCUUAUAAAACACGGCCACACCGAGCCUUUGUACGCCACUUCUCUCUCGAAGCGACAAGCGAACGCAUCUACUCGAUUAUCAAGAAAUUACGUGCUUUAUUUAUACGCGUCUCCCUGUGGUUUGGACCUUCCAAAAUCCUCCACAGUGCAUGGUCCUUCGAGCCGGAUUCACCGAGCCGGCAAACAUCAUUGAAGAUCAAGCUCAGGCAAGAGAGCGUUUCCGCGGGCAAGAACUGAAGAGGAAUCGACCUAUCGCUGCAGAACAAGGUUCCGCGGGCUUGGAAGAUCGUUCAGUUGGGCCACGGAACUGAAGUGACGUCAUCGAAGUCUGUCUAGACCGAAGCAAAGGCAUCGACCCUUCGCUGCGGGUGCAUUGAGGCGAAGCUCGGUAGUAGCUGCUGAAGACCGCGAGGCUUGUGGGGAAGAUCGUUUCAUCGAGCUACAGACCAACUGAAGAUCUACGACGCAUCCACGAAAAGGAAUCCACCUUCGCUGCGGGUGCAUUGAGGCGAAGCUCAGUAGUAGCUGCCAAAGACCGCGAGGCUGUGGGGAAGAUCGUUUCGUCGCGCUGUAUAAGACCUUCAAAGGAGUCACACCUUCAACAAAACGAAGAGGAAUCCACCUUCGCUGCGGGUGCAUUGAGGCGAAGCUCCGAGUAGCUGCUGAAGACCGCGAGGCUGUUGAGAAGAUCGCUUCGUCGCGUUGGAGAAGACUCUAAGCGGUUUACCGCGCCUCAUCUGUUCACCACCUAACGGUGUCAAACGGUGAACAGUGAGUUAACGCCUAACGGCGGGAGCAGUAUACCAGACGAUACUGCCAGCUUGCCUUAACCGGCAGCUGUAACAGUCUGAUUGCGCCAAUACGGUUCACGUGAGAUAGGGGUCCUCCUAGUAGGCACAGCCGAGGGUGUCGGGCGUUCCUCCCGAUACCUGAGCACUCUAAUCCUCACGUGUUACCCUCUGUCGGGCGAUUCCCACCUCACCUCACCUAUUAUUCCAUCCCUGGGAGAGUGUGUCUUUCGAGACCCUCAAACAGGACUGCUAGGGCGUUAGGGCUGGUAGGGCAGUUAGGAUAUUAGGGACGGUAGGUUUAUUAGCGUAUUUAUUUAUUUUAUUUGUUUAAGGUAUUUAUGUAUUUUAUUUAAAAUUUCUUAGGGGCCGUAGGUUUAUUAGGGUAUUAAUUAAUUUAUUUUUAUAUAUAAUUAUUUUAUUUAGGGUUAAUGCUAGGAUUGAUAGGCCAGUAGGGUGUUAGGGACAUAGGGUCAGAAAGACUGAGAAUCAAGAUGAGUUUUACUCGAAGCAAGAAGACGAAGGAAGACACGAAUGAUGAGUCAGGAGACCUAUCAAUCAAAGAAAAGAAACAAGAAACAGGAUCUUGUGCUUCGCAAACUAAAUGCGCUGAAUUACAAGCUCGCUGGGAACUGCAACAAAAAGUAAGAGAGCGAGUGAUUGCUGACGAAGCAAUAGCACGUACGAAGUUAGAGUUAUCACAACUAGCCGGAAACUCUGACCACGAGCAAGAAGAUGAAAAAGUCGAUUUAAUUAAUAAUUGUAUGAAUAAAGCACCAAGUACCGCAAAUAUAAACGAUGCUAAAGUCACCCAAGGUAUCAACGCUCUUUCAAAAUUGUUAUCGCAAGCAAUGUUACAUGCAGAAAACUUGGAAACCACUCCAAAGAAACCGCCAACAUACAUGAGCGACUUAUGUUCAUUCGAUGGAGAUCCGAUAAACUGGAUACCAUUUAUCAGCCAUUACAGAGACACCGCAACAUUCUUCAGCGAUAUAGAAAAUGUUGCCCGGAUACGAAUUUCAUUAAAAGGACUCGCAAAAGAAACCGUCAAAUCUUUGUUAUACACAAGCACUGCACCUGAAAUUAUAUUAAAAGAAUUAGAGAGAAGAUUUGGCCGACCUACCUACAUCAUUAAAAGCGAAAUAGCCGCCCUCGACCGAUUGCCACGAAUGUCGAAAGAUAUCAAAGGCAUAGGCGCCUUUGCGAGCGCUGUAUUCAAUAGCGUAAAUACAAUAAAACAACUUCGUAGAACGGAAUACCUAUACUCCACCGACAUAGCAGACAGGAUAAUCAACAAAAUGAGCACAAUAGUCAGAUUUAGAUGGCAAGAAUACAAAUACAAUAGAAUAGAGGAACCCACACUCAGUGUGCUCUCCGAAUUUCUAAAUAUGAUCUCUGACCAAUUCGACGAGCCUAAUCUACGUCUUAAAAGUAAACUCGAAUCACAGCCAGCCAAUGAGAAAAAAGUCAAUACAACUUAUCGCGAAUUGAAUCACGAUAGCGACAAUGACUCCAAUUACGACCGAGAAUUUGAAGAGGAAAUGAGAUUUGUUUUAGCCGCCUCUACCAUUGAAGAUAAUGAUAUAUGUUUCCUCUGUAAUCAAACACACGACUUAAGUAAAUGCCAGCAAUUCACAGAAGAAAAAGUUGAAAAACGGUGGGAAAUAGUAAAACAACAUAAAUUAUGUUUCAAAUGUCUAAAAACUAGCCAUAAACACAUAAAGUGCAAAAGAAAACUAUGUGGCAAAGAAGGUUGCGUCAGAACACAUCACAAGCUUUUACAUGAAGAUAUAUUUAAAUCAGAACCAAACAAAGUAGUAUCAGCUAAUCACAUCGGCUCCUCAGAAACCUAUUUAAAGAUAGUUCCAGUUGAACUAUAUGGACCACAUGGCACAGAGACUGUAAUGGCAUUGUUGGAUGAAGGAUCAUCUGCAACUUUAUUAAAAGAUGAAGUAGCUGAACGCAUAGGGGCCAAAGGAGCUAAGAGAAACUUAUUAAUCGAAGGCAUAAGCGGAAAACCAACAAAAGCCGAACUAUCAAUGCAUAUCAAAGUCAAAAUUAAAGGGUUAUUCUCAAGACAAUUCCAAACUCUUCAAGCUCAUACUAUCGAACAACUCGACGUUGUAUCACAAUCAAUUAAACAAGAAGACUUAGAAGAUUGCCCUCACUUAGACGACAUAGCUGAACAAUUAAUUUAUGACGAGUUCGACGGAAUUCCACCUUCACUUCUUAUUGGGCAAGAUAAUUGGCAUUUAAUCGUCACAAGAGAAUUGAAAGCCGGCAACUCAACAAAGCCAGUGGCAUCGUUAACUCGCCUUGGCUGGAUACUGCACGGACGUAAAUCUGAAAAACCAAAGCCUGUCUUAUUUACAAAUCACAUAAAGGAAAUAUCAGAAGAUAAGAUAAACAACAUAACAACCACUCAUAAAAGUCUAGAAUCUAUUAAAAUAAUACAAAAAAUAACCGCUAACGAUCCAAAUCAAAAAGCGCUAAGCAUCUUAAAUAAAACAUCUCACCACUUAUCCGACGGAAGAUUUAAUUAUGGUCUUUUACACAAAACAGAUGGCGAAACAAAGCUCAUAGACAAUGUCUUGAUCAACAAAGACAAUGUCUUGCGGCAUUCAAAAGAGCUAAAAAUAGAACUCAACCAUAAAAAUAUAGUAAAUAUUAUAUACACGGACUUGACAAGAAAUUUAUUAAAAAGUGAAUACACGAAAACCAUAAAACCUACAAGGCCAAGAAUAUGUUACCUACAACAUCACGAAAUUAUACCUUUGUGGAAACAAAAACCGGAUAAUGAUAGUGUCGCUAUAAUCUCUGAUUCUGAAUUACAAAAAUUCACAACAACAAAGGAAGUCAUAAAACUCCGCCUCGAAAUAGAUAUAACACAAAAAAACGAAGGAUUAAAAUUAAAACAAAGGACCUCUGACAUCCCCGACGUCAUAUAUAACCUGGAAAGUGACCGCCGCCACAAAAAUAAGAUACGAGGAGAACAAUAUAAAUUAGAGAAAGCUUUGAAACUAAUUCACCAAACAAAUUAUUACUCUACACGAUUCAAUGUUAAUCUUCAAAAUACGCUACAAGAAAUCUUCAAAGAAGCACGACUAUUACGUAAAAUACAACUCAAGCCUUUAAGCUCAGAUGCUCAAAUCUUGAUACAAAGAAAAGCGCUCGCGCAACAAUUAUGGCAAGAUAAAACAAAGCACAAUGAUAACAUACCUGUAAGGUUAAAGAAACAAUGGUUAACAAAUACACAUCACAUUCAAGAACCCAACGUACCACGCUGCAUUGAUCUCCGCAACGCGGGGGAGUUAAACUCCUACGUCGAUGUGAGCAAAAUUAAUUACACCGCUACCAAUAAUUGGAAAACAACUUAUAACGGUCUUGUAAAUAUAAAACUAAUCGUGGCAACAAGUCCAUCGCGAAACUUCAACUAUAACAAUCGAUGGUUUAUUGGUUCAAACUCCAUAAAAUAUGAACCUAACGAUUGGCCAGUAGCUUCAGAACAUACAAGCAAAGAAAGCACGCCAAUUGCCCAUUUAAUUAGUUCUGCAACACCACAAUACACAAGAAGAUUUUCGUCUUGGGACUGGGUUGGGUCACAAAGCAGUUUGUGCUUCAGGUCAUCAACUGAAAAUCUAGACGAAAUUGCUGAAGCAGAAAAAAAGGAUAUGAAUCAAGCCCGUCAAACUUUAACUGAGGCGGGCUACGAUAAAUUCUCUGUGGGCGAGCUCAACAACUCCACGAGAGAGUUCUGUGGCUCUAUACACCGCAGCGGCCUCCUCAACGAAUUGCAUUGUGACGUCAUCCACGCCUUCAUUUGUGAGAAGCAUCCCUCCAGCUUGCUGUGCUAUGAAGAAAUUAGUGAAAAGUGA
This is a messenger RNA of Bicyclus anynana (squinting bush brown), 4972 nucleotides long. RefSeq lists its product as uncharacterized. The transcript has 2 exons. The coding region runs from base 1592 to 4972 and encodes 1126 amino acids. The record is from RefSeq and is a predicted model, not a curated record. Lineage: Eukaryota; Metazoa; Arthropoda; Insecta; Lepidoptera; Nymphalidae.